UCUUUUCUCUUCUUCCAAGUUUCUCAUUCACGCGAAGGAACAAUGUCUUGUUUCAUUUUCCUAUCUCUCCUGUUUCUCCUUCUUCAAUCUCCUUUCUUAUCUCUUUCAACCAACUCCGAAGGAAAUGCUCUGCAUGCUUUGAGAAGCAAGCUUUCUGAUCCCAACAACGUGCUGCAGAGCUGGGACCCAACUCUCGUUAAUUCCUGUACUUGGUUCCAUGUUACCUGCGACUCCAACAAUCAUGUCAUUCGCUUAGACUUGGGCAAUUCUAACAUUUCUGGAACCUUGGGCCCCGAGCUUGGCCAGCUACCCCACCUCCAAUACCUGGAGCUCUAUAGGAAUAACAUAAGUGGGAAGAUUCCUAAGGAACUUGGUAAUUUGAAGAACCUUAUUAGUAUGGAUUUGUAUGAUAACAAAUUCGAAGGGAAAAUUCCCAAGUCAUUUGGCAAGUUGAAGUCACUUAAAUUGCUACGGCUGAACAACAACAAGCUCACAGGAUCAAUCCCAAGAGAACUCACUCAUCUUAAAAAUCUCAAGAUCUUUGAUGUUUCUAAUAAUGACCUCUGUGGAACAAUACCAGUAGAUGGCAACUUCGAAUCUUUCCCAGCAGAAAGUUUUGAGAAUAACAAAUUCAGCGGCCCAGAACUGAAAGGACUGGUUCCUUAUGAUUUUGGAUGCUGAAGCGAAGUAGAAUACGCCGUCCCCUCCUCAGACUGCAAAGAUGUGGCCUUCAU
Molecule: messenger RNA, 734 nt
Organism: Abrus precatorius (Indian licorice)
Lineage: Eukaryota; Viridiplantae; Streptophyta; Magnoliopsida; Fabales; Fabaceae
Product: leucine-rich repeat protein 2-like
Exons: 7
Coding region: 43-681 (212 amino acids)
Molecular function (GO): protein binding
Source: RefSeq, a predicted model, not a curated record